AUGGAUAAGUUUAAUAUUGAAGAUUACAGAGAAAAGAUCGCUAAGUCUGCCAUUUUUAUUAAAGAUCAGGUUGAAGCGCAUUUUGGUAACACGUUCCAACCUAGGGUGUUGAUCAUAUGUGGUUCGGGAUUAGGAGGUAUAACAAAUAGAGUAGCAACAUACCCUGUUCCUUUGAAGGUGCCAUAUGCAGUUAUUCCAGGUUUCAAAGUAAGUACUGUGUUUGGUCAUGAGGGGUCUCUAUUGUUUGGCGAGAUUGAAGGAACUCCAGUAGUUGUGAUGAGUGGCAGGUUGCAUGGUUAUGAAGGGCAUACUAUUUAUGACACCGUGUUUCCAAUUAGAGCAUUACAUGAAUUUUCUCAGAUCGCUACAAUGGGCUCGUUAUCGAAUUUAAUUGUGACCAAUGCUGCUGGCGCAACUAAUCCUGACUAUACAGUCUGCGAUUUAAUGUGUAUCAUUGACCAUAUAAAUAUCCCAGGUUUAGCUGGUGCUAUGCAUCCAUUGAAAGGACCAAACAUGGACGAGUACGGUCCAAGAUUUUUGGCAUUGAGUGAUGCAUACGACUUAGAUCUAAGAAGAUUACUAUUUCAAAAGCAAAAAGAAUUAAAUAUAGAGAGAAAGAUCCACGAAGGAACAUACACUUUCGUUUCAGGCCCAACUUUUGAAUCAAGAGCGGAAGUUCGUAUGAUUAAGGCAAUGGGUGGCGAUGCUGUCGGAAUGAGUACCGUGCCAGAAGUCAUCGUUGCAAGACAUUGUGGGUGGAAAGUAUUGGCAAUGAGUUUAAUCACUAAUGAAUGUGUCUCUGAUCCUCCUGCUAGUGUUUUUGAUAUUGAUGCCGUUCCACUGGAUAAAAGUUUGGCAACACAUGCUGAGGUUCUAUUAAAUGGUACCAAAGCAUCUGGGGAUGUAGAAGCUUUAGUUCAAGCUGUUGUUUCAGAAUUAUAG
Messenger RNA from Tetrapisispora phaffii CBS 4417, 942 nucleotides. It is a transcript of the gene PNP1, whose product is annotated as purine-nucleoside phosphorylase. The transcript has a single exon. Gene Ontology annotation, cellular component: cytoplasm. Gene Ontology annotation, molecular function: purine-nucleoside phosphorylase activity. The record is from RefSeq and is a predicted model, not a curated record. NCBI's taxonomy places the organism in Eukaryota, Fungi, Ascomycota, Saccharomycetes, Saccharomycetales, Saccharomycetaceae. The coding region runs from base 1 to 942 and encodes 313 amino acids. Gene Ontology annotation, biological process: nucleoside metabolic process.